This is a messenger RNA of Mizuhopecten yessoensis (Yesso scallop), 6440 nucleotides long. RefSeq names its product phosphoinositide 3-kinase regulatory subunit 4-like. Lineage: Eukaryota; Metazoa; Mollusca; Bivalvia; Pectinida; Pectinidae. Gene Ontology annotation, biological process: late endosome to vacuole transport; protein phosphorylation; autophagy of peroxisome. Bases 124 to 4200 code for a protein of 1358 amino acids. Gene Ontology annotation, cellular component: late endosome; phosphatidylinositol 3-kinase complex, class III, type I; nucleus-vacuole junction. The record is from RefSeq and is a predicted model, not a curated record. Gene Ontology annotation, molecular function: protein serine/threonine kinase activity; ATP binding; protein binding. The transcript has 34 exons.
GCUAACUUUAAUAUUCCGAAUGACUAUUAUUUCCGGUUAUAAGCAAAACACACAGACGAAAUUCGAAAAUGACAGUGAUGAGUGUCUGGAUAUAUUGCAGCUGAUCAGUGAUACAAAACAGUGAUGGGUAACCAGCUGACAGGGAUAGCACCAUCUCAGAUCCAACCAGUGGAACAGUACCUCAAUGAUAUAGCAGAAUAUGAGUUUGAAACAAGCCUUGGAAGCACCAGAUUUUUCAAGGUAGCUAGAACCAAUACAAAGGAAGGAUUGGCGGUGGUCAAAGUGUUCGUUAUACAUGAUCCAUCACUCCCACUCGCAGAGCACAGAACCAAGUUAGAGGAUAUCCGUCUCCAGCUACAUGGAACAUCAAACUGCUUACCUUUCCAAAAGGAUGUGCAAUCGGACAAGGCAGCCCUGUUGUUUCGCCAGUACAUCAAGGACAGUCUGUAUGACCGCAUCAGCACCAGGCCGUUCCUAAACAGUGUGGAGAAGAAAUGGCUGGCCUUCCAGUUGUUAUGUGCCCUGAACCAGUGCCACAAAUUGAAGGUGUGUCACGGAGACAUCAAGGCGGAGAAUGUGAUGGUGACGGGCUGGAACUGGUUACUACUCACCGACUUCGCCAGCUAUAAACCAACAUACUUACCCGAGGACAACCCAUCUGACUUCUCGUACUUCUUUGACACGUCACGACGACGAACAUGUUACAUUGCUCCAGAGAGGUUUGUUGAGGGAGGUCUGAAGAACCUUGAGAGUGGAGGUCAGACCGGUAACCUUGACCUUGCCUCUACCAGUGAGGUCAAGGCUGGUGAGCUUACCCCUGCCAUGGACAUUUUCUCAACGGGGUGUGUGAUAACAGAACUGUUCACAGAAGGCACAGCCCCAUUCGACCUCUCACAGCUGUUGUCCUAUAGACAUGGCGAGUACAGCCCCUGGAAAGUCCUGGAGAAGAUAGAAGACACUAGCAUUAGGGACAUGGUGCGUCACAUGAUAAAAAAGAACCCCGCCCACCGUAUGUCUGCGGAGGAGUACCUUAUCCAGCAGAGAGGCAAGGCAUUUCCUGAAUACUUCUACACAUUCCUUAAACUCUACGUACAGAGAUUUGCCACUGUUCCUAUACUUCCUCCAGAUGACCGCAUUAACAGAUUGAAGAGAGACUAUGAUCUAAUUGUGAAGAGCCUAGGUUUGGAUGAGAACAAUCCUGACCAAAAUACCGGACUUGUCCUCAUUAUAUGUCUGUUGGCCUCCAGUGCUCGGAAAUUACACUUUUGCAGUUCCAAGCUGAUUGCUCUAGAGUUAUUGCUGAAGUUUUCCAAGUUUCUCACCCCAGACGUCACUCUUGAUAGAAUCAUUCCAUAUAUGUUAUUUUUUACUAAUGACCGGUCGGCCCGCGUGAGAGCGGAGACCAUCCGAGCUAUUACACAGUGUCUGGUUGGAAUCAAGUCUGUCCCUCGAAGUGACGCUAAUGUUUUCCCAGAGUAUAUAUUUCCUAAUUUGACACAUCUGACCCAAGACACUGCGACCAUGGUGAGAGCUACAUAUGCAGAGAAUAUUGCUCAGCUGGCUGAGACAGCUCUAGGUGUACUAGAGAUGAUGCAGCUAAAAGAACUUGAGGAAAGCAUUGAGGACGAGAACGUAGAUUCUGAGGGCGCCCUCUUCCAGGCGAGUUACGACAUGGAGCUGCUGUCACUACAGGAGACAAUACAACAGAAGGUGGUCAUGUUACUCAGUGACUCGGACAACGUCGUAAAGCAGGCUCUCCUGGAGAAUGGUAUCACCCGACUCUGUGUGUUCUUCGGCCGACAGAGAGCUAAUGAUGUUCUGUUAUCACACAUGAUAACCUUCCUCAACGACAAGACUGACUGGCACCUUCGUGGAUCAUUUUUCGGUAACAUAGUGGGCGUGGCAGCGUACGUCGGCUGGCAGAGCUCCUCUAUCCUGAAACCUUUACUGGAACAGGGCCUGAGUGAUCCAGAGGAGUACGUGGUACAUAAAAGUCUGGGUGCCCUGAAGUCUUUGACAGAACUGGGACUGAUACAGAAGACUAUGCUUCAGGAAUUUCUACACGACAUAGUGCCCUUUCUGGCCCACCCUGGUAUCUGGAUCCGCCAGGGAGCUGUCGGUUUUAUAUCUGCCCUAUCUAAGACUUUUAACAUCGCAGAUAACCACUGUAAACUGCUGCCCAGUCUCCAGCCCUUCCUUAACCAACCCAUUCUACAAGUGGACAAGGAGAUGUACCUGUUAAAUGCACUGUCUGAGCCCGUGCCCAGACCGGUGUUUGACUAUGUGCUGAGAUCUAACACACUUGAACGCCUGUUUGACAUGCUCCAGAAGAGGCAGUACAUGAGGAGACAUGGACACAAGCUGUCCUACCCUGAACUGGACGAAACCAUGUCACUGAUUUUCAGGAAGCUGAUAUCAUUUGGUAUGACUGAAGCACAUGAAGACAAAAUAUUUGCUAUGAAGGAGUAUAUUUUGAAACUACACCGGGCCAGAGCUGGAACGUCAGAAAAUAGUAGUUCCAAUGAUUCGAGUGAUGGUUUUAAGUCCGGAAGGUUAUCUAUAGUGGGUAUGGGGAGGAGUAUUACUCGCAGACACGCUGACCUACUCAAACCGAAGGAAAACAAGGGAGACAAUCCUGCAACACCUCCAAGAAGGAAGAAAAAGAUCCCAGCAGUUGAACCAUCUGUUGCCAUGAAUGCUGAGUGGAAGAGCAUGUUUGGUUCCAACGAUUCUGCAAUGUCACCAAGCUCUUCUCCAAAGCUGAAAUCGUCCAUGAAGUACGAAACCCAGGACAAGCGGUCUGUACUUACAGCGAGUGGUAUCAGCCAAUCAUCUUCCUCCUCCUCUGGUAGCUUUGUUACCAUGUCACCAGGGCAGGUAACCCUGUCAGACUCGUCCAAAUCAACAAUGUCACAAAACCCAGAGAAAAGCGCCUAUACGAGAUACCAUCCAUGUAAGCUAGACCUACGUAACCUUGUCCACAAGCGACGGGACCAAUACUCUGCAGACGUACUGACCAAGGACCUGCUGGAGAACAUCGCCUGGGAGAGCCGACCCCCACCCAGUAACUGGAAACCCAAGGGACUCCUAGUGGCUCACAUGCAUGAACACAGAGCAGCUAUCAACAGGAUACAAGUGUCACAUGACCACCUAUACUUCGCUACUGGAUCAAACGAUGGGAAUGUGAAGAUUUGGGAGUGUGAGAAACUUGAAGGCAAAAGUGUGGCGAACAGGUCCAAACAGACUCUCAACAAGCAAGGUGGCCACAUAAAGAGUUUAGUGUUUUGUGAAGGCUCUUUGUCCCUCGCCUCUGCCUCAGACAACGGAACUAUAUACGUUUAUAGAAUUGAAACGGGGAAGGCAAAUCUGAUACAUGACAUCGCAGUCAGCAAGGAGGACUUCGGACAAGUAGUGGACAUCACACACUUUGAUACCGGUGCCCAGUCUGUUUUGGCCUAUGCCACCGUUAAUGGCUACCUGAUUGGCUGGGACCUCCGCUGUAAUGAGGAGGUGUGGCGACUAAAGAACGACCCUAAAACAGGUCUGAUCUCAUCCUUUGCGGUACACCACUCACAAUGUUGGCUGGCUGUGGGGACUAGUAGUGGCACACAUGUGUGCUGGGAUCUGAGGUUCCAGCUCCCCAUAACAUCUAUCACUCAUCCCACUGGGGCCCGAGUCCGCAAACUUAUCGUCCACCCCAAAGAACAGUCCUGGAUCAUAUCUGCCACUCAAGGCAACAACGAGGUGUCCAUGUGGGACGUGGAGACAGGUGCCAGACAAAAGGCCCUCUGGGCCAGCACGGCUCCUCCUCUCUCUCAAAACCAGACUAGUAGUCAUUCCAUCUACGGUAUGCACAUGGCCGUGACCGACAACAAUGUGUUUAUGUUGACUGGUGGUUCAGACAUGAGGGCACGCUUCUGGGACAUCACAUACCCGGCCAACUCCUUCAUACUAGCCUCCGCGGCAGGCGACAACCAGCACACAGGGGCCAGCUACCGAUCAAGGUUAAUAGACGGUACGGAGGUAAUACAGGAAACCUACACUAAGAAGCAGGUGAGUAACGAUGACAUUCCCCGACGUGGUCCGGAGGCCCCGUCACAAGGCCACCAUGACAUCAUCAGUGACAUCAAUCUUUGUCAGACCUCUCAGUGUCUCGUCAUCACAGCUUCACGAGACGGAGUCGUCAAAGUCUGGAAAUAGGGAAAUCACAUCGGCAAAGUGUCAUAGAAAUCUGGAAAUGAGGAUAGCAAAUUGUCAUCAAGGGUUUGUGGGACAGAUUCAUCUAGAGCCUGAAACCAGAUGUAUGGUUGUAAUAAAAGCCCCAUGUGAUCAGGACAAUGACCUCGAUGGCUUGAAAUGUCCAAACAACUUUUAUGUAUAUUCUGCUUUUCCAUGAAGUGCUGUCAAUAAGUUCAGUUUAUUUAAGAGGCCUGAAGGACAUGUGCAAUAGGUAUUAAGGAGGCUGUGACACACAGUGUAUUGAGUGUUGUGUACUAAUGUUACUACAAGUAAGAACAGUAUAUUAAACACUUCCUUGAUGGUUAGGGUAAUAUGGACCAUACUGACGAGAGAGUUUAUCAUGGAAACAUAGGUUUAUCUACGAAUCUGACUGUGAUAAUGAUUGCUGUGUUACAGCAGCACGUGUUCGUUGUGUCAAUUAUUUGAUCUUCACAGGUAAAAUCUAUAUAUAUACUCCAUGUUUGUUUUACUCAUCACAUGGGCAUUACAAUUUGUAUAGGAUGCUGUUUACUCCUUAACACCACCAGAAUAAAAACAAUCUUCUUAUUGAGGGCAAACCUGGUGAAAGGUUGAGCUGUGGUAAAUAUUGUUCAGUAAUAGUUAGUCCUGUUAGUGAUGAAUAUAUUUUGUAAAAAUAAUAGAAUUCAACUUGUGAGAUAUGAUAUGGAGUUUUUUUCACAUUUUUGUGGAUAAAACUUGGUUUGAUGUGCAGAGAAAAGGUUUUUAGUUUACAUUCAUGCAUGAUAAGGAAAUACACUUUUGUUAUGUGAUUUAUAGUGAAAAACUCCUGUGGGAAACACUGAGUAAAAAGUAUCAACUUUACUUUGAAUAAAGUUUGGAAAAAAUGGAAUCAAAGUAUGUUCUUUGUAAGUGGGACAGUAGCUCUACUAGGCUAAUAAUACUUUUUUUUAAAAGAUGAAGUAAAAAUACAUUAAAUCUUGUGAAAAUUACAUAUGUUAGAUAUGUGUAAUGAAAUUUUGAAGUGUGAAAGUAAUUCAAUGGUGAAGAAAGUUUGUGAGGAAGUUCUUAAUACAUGUACUUGUAUUUGGUAAAGAAUUUGGUAAACAAUAGAGCUUGUGUGAUUGAAUAAUAAACACUGUACAGUGAAUAUAAGCUGAUGGUGAAGAAAGAUAGUGAGAAAGUCAUUAGUAUGUACUUGUAUUUGGUGAAGAAUAGAGCUUGUGUGCUUGAAUAAUAAACACUGUACAGAGAAUAUAUAGCUGAUGGCGAAGAAAGAUAGUGAGAAAGUUAUUAGUAUGUUCUUGUAUUUGGUGAAGAAUAGAGCUUGUGUGCUUGAAUAAUAAACACUGUACAGAGAAUAUAUAGCUGAUGGCGAAGAAAGAUAGUGAGAAAGUUAUUAGUAUGUACUUGUAUUUGGUGAAGAAUAGAGCUUAUGUGAUUGAAUAAUAUAUUCUGUACAGUGUAUAUAGAGCUGAUGGUGAAGAAAGUUAGAGAGAAAGUUAUUAGUAUGUACUUGUAUUUGGUGAAGAAUAGAGCUUAUGUGAUUGAAUAAUAAACACCGCACAGUGAAUAUAUAGCUGAUGGUGAAGAAAGAUAGUGAGAAAGUUAUGAGUAUGUACUUGUAUUUGGUGAAGAAUAGAGCUUGUGUGAUUGAAUAAUAAACACUGUACAGUGAAUAUAAUCUGAUGGUGAAGAAAGAUAGUGAGAAAGUCAUUAGUAUGUACUUGUAUUUGGUGAAGAAUAGAGCUUAUGUGAUUGAAUAAUAAACACCGCACAGUGAAUAUAUAGCUGAUGGUGAAGAAAGAUAGUGAGAAAAUUAUUAGUAUGUACUUGUAUUUGGUGAAGAAUAGAGCUUGUGUGAUUGAAUAAUAAACCCUGGACAGUGAAUAUAAGCUGAUGGUGAAGAAAGAUAGUGAGAAAGUUAUUAGUAUGUACUUGUAUUUGGUGAAGAAUAGAGCUUGUGUGAUUGAAUAAUAAACCCUGGACAGUGAAUAUAAGCUGAUGGUGAAGAAAGAUAGUGAGAAAGUUAUUAGUAUGUACUUGUAUUUGGUGAAGAAUAGAGCUUAUGUGAUUGAAUAAUAAACACUGCACAGUGAAUAUAUAGCUGAUGGUGAAGAAAGAUAGUGAGACUCUAUGAGUAAUAUGUACCUGUAAGCUGUUCCUUGUUUUUUAAGAAAGAUGUAAAAUGGUGCAGUUAGUAAAUGUGACUUUUAUGAAAUAAAUGCUCACUUCAGAUACAG